UCGACUUUUGUUGUUGUCCUUUCCUUUGGCAUAAUCCUCUUCCACUUUGUUUAGCGUAUCUUUGACCCGAAUUUUCUUGACGUAUCAAAUCGUUUCGCCGUCGCGACAUGACCCACGGCGCGGUCCAGGGACUGUUCAGUAUUUUCGCCGUCGUGUCAAUUUUACUUGUCUCUGUCUUCACAGUAUUUGUUUUUCUUCGCGAAGGAUUGAACGAUCCUUACCUUCAACUGUUGCCCUUCUACACAUUCUUCCUUACUUCCAUUUUGUUCUUUGGACUGCAAUGUAUCAAUACUGUUUACGCGUUCUUCCUCCGCGUCCCGGUGUUCAACUUACUAAUAUUGGCUGCCAUUGUGAUAUGUAUUCUACUCCCAUAUGCUCUGUUCGCGUCAGAGAGUCCGAGAAGUGCGCGUCAAUGCGCCAACCGGGUCGCGACUUUAGUACUCACUACAUUUAUAUCCAUCAUCGUGCUGCCUUUACUUCAGUGGUCCGCAAUCAAUGUACUAAACUCAUCUUUGACCCUGCUCAAGAAGCGCCCGGAUCACGAGAUCGUUCUCAAGCCUGUAGCCCGUCCUGAGGAGCCACCCCCUUCCUUACCGAGGCCCGUGAAGAAGAUUAAAUCUUUGGUAACUCCUGCAACGAAAGACGCAAACGGCGCUCCAAGCUUGGAACAGUGGUAUGCUCGUUCACCUCCGCCGUUUAUUCCAGAGGUUGUUCCAACUUUCGAUGAGAACACUGGAUUCAAAUUUGAGUUCCAACCUAGACAACGACAAUGGUUCGACGAAGAAAUCGGUCCUCUCGAGGUCCCGCCGCCUUUCUCGGAUUCGCCGUUGACUGGAAACGAUCUUGCAUAUCUCCCUCGUUAUGACGGCGCCGCUGAGGGACUUAGUGUUUGAACCUCGUUCUCGCUUGUUUUUAGCCUCCGUUCCUUUGGACUUCUUGUGAAGCCUUUGUGCUUUAGGACAUAUCCAUCCGUGUACUCUUGAACUGUGUCUUAUUGCUACUUAUUCGAAUCCUCA
Molecule: messenger RNA, 1016 nt
Organism: Somion occarium
Lineage: Eukaryota; Fungi; Basidiomycota; Agaricomycetes; Polyporales; Cerrenaceae
Source: the annotation of a GenBank genome assembly